Messenger RNA from Mesoplodon densirostris (Blainville's beaked whale), 4753 nucleotides. RefSeq names its product Rho GTPase activating protein 11A (gene ARHGAP11A). Lineage: Eukaryota; Metazoa; Chordata; Mammalia; Artiodactyla; Ziphiidae. Gene Ontology annotation, biological process: signal transduction. The record is from RefSeq and is a predicted model, not a curated record. The transcript has 12 exons. The coding region runs from base 731 to 3796 and encodes 1021 amino acids.
GGAACAGAAGGUGGGCCGGUUGCGGUGGCUCCGGUUGUUUGUCGAGGCGGUGGGGCGGAGGCAUGAGGAGGGACACUUGACUUCAGUGAGCACACCCGGAUGUGCUGGCCGGGGGCGGCAGGCAGGUUGAUGGGGGAGGGAGGGAGCAGCCUGUGAAACGGCGUGACGGCGGCCACCAGCCCGGGCGGGGACCGGGACUGGAGGAGGCCCCUGAACAGCCGGCUGGUCCGGCGACUGGGCUAGGGUGGGUGACUCGGGGCCUCAGGGACUAACGCCCAGCUGAGUCUGCGGGGGGGAGGGGGCAGGAGGGGUGAGGAGAAGGGUUGUCUUUACAGUUCGGAGAGAGACGAGGGCAAAGGGAGGUUUGGAGGAAGGUGGCCUGAAAUAAUGAGAAGCUGGUAACGGGCGUGGUACAAGGAACCGAAAGGAUCUGGAAGAAAGAAGGGAGGUCUGUGUAAGUAGUUGAAAGGAUUAAGUGACUAGAAGGAAUGCCAGUGUAAGUGAAGGAAACGUGAGGUGUGGCUAGGUCAAAGGGCUAAGAGAAGACGGUCGGUGGAGCAAGGAAAAAGCCGUGGAAGUGGCUGGGGUCCGGGGCCGGAAGAGUGCCAGACGUGGCCGGAAGGCAGCGGAGCUGAGCGCAAAACUGAGAGUGUUUGGAAAUUGGAAGACUUGGUGGCGAAAGAGGGUCAGGACUCAGAUCCCACCUCGGAGAGUGGGCGACGUGUCCGGGAUGUGGGAUCAGAGGCUGGUGCGUUUGGCCGUUGUACAACAGCUUCGGGCUGUUUAUGGCAUUAAGGUCAAGGGUGGCCGUGGGCAGUGCGAUCGCAGGAGACAGGAGACAGCAGCCACGGAAAUCGUGGGUAAAAUAUUUGGAGUACCUUUUAAUGCAUUGCCCCAGUCUGUUGUUCCAGAAUAUGGACAUAUUCCAAGUUUUCUUGUUGAUGCUUGCACAUCUUUAGAAGAACAUAUUCAUACAGAAGGGCUUUUUAGGAAAUCAGGAUCUGUUAUUCGUCUAAAAGCACUGAAGAAUAAACUGGAUCAUGGUGAAAGAUGCCUGUCUUCUGCACCUCCUUGUGAUAUUGCAGGGCUUCUUAAGCAGUUUUUUAGGGAAUUGCCAGAGCCCAUUCUCCCAGCUGAUUUGCAUGAAGCACUUUUCAAAGCUCAACAAUUAAGAACUGAGGAGAAGAAUAAAGCUACAUUGUUGCUUUCCUGUCUUAUGGCUGACCACACAAUUGAUAUAUUAAGAUACUUCUUUAACUUUCUCAGGAAAGUUUCUCUUAGGUGCUGUGAGAAUAAGAUGGAUAGCAGCAAUCUUGCUGUGAUAUUUGCACCAAAUCUUCUUCAGACAAGUGAAGGGCAUGAGAAGAUGUCUGCUAACACAGAAAAAAAGCUACGAUUACAGGCUGCAGUAGUACAAACUCUUAUUGAUUAUGCAUCAGAUAUUGGGCAUGUUCCAGAUUUUAUCCUAGAAAAGAUACCAGCUAUGUUGGGUAUUGAUGAUCUCUCUGCUACUCCAUCACUAGAAGGCUUUGAAGAAGGUGAUUAUGAAACUCCUGGUGACUAUAAGAGAAAGCGAAGACAAAGUGUAGGAGAUUUUGUUAGUGGAGCAUUAAAUAAACUUAAAUCUAACAGGACACCCUCUAUUACACCUCAACAGGAAAGAACUGCCCAGCUAUCCAUUUCACCAAUGAUUCUUACACCAAAUGCUAAGCGUAAACUGCCGGUAGAUUCCCAUGGUUUCUCAAGUAAGAAAAGGAAGUCCAUCAAGCACAAUUUUAACUUUGAGUUGUUGCCAGGUAAUCUCUUCAGUAGCAGUUCUACACCAGUAUCAGUUCACUUUGAUACAAGCCCAGAAGGGUCAUCUCAGAGUUCACUCUCUCCUGUCACCGUGAAUGGAAACCAUUUGAUUAGUUCAGGUGUGCUAAGGCGAAGUAAAAGGCUUGCAAGCAAAAAAGGUGGCAGGGUGGAAUCAGGAAAAGCAGACUGCUUCUCUCCUAAAAUCAGCCGUAAAGAAAAGGUUCGAAGAUCUCUUCGUUUGAAAUUUAAUCUAGGGAAAAGUAGCAAAGAUGGAAAUGUGUGUUCUGGUGUCGAUAGAUCUGAAAAUGUUGGUCGACGACUUGCAAAUCAACAAAGUUUAAAAAAUAGGAUUGAAUCUGUAAAAACAGGUCUGCUUUUUAGCCCAUAUAUUGAUGAAAGAUUAACAAAAAAAGGUUCAAAAAAGAUCAGUAAGUCUGAGGAAAACUUAUUAACUCCAGAGCGACUAGGUGGAAGAAAUUACCGGAUGUCUUGGACAGGACCUAGUAAUUCAAGUUUUCAAGAAAUAGAUGGAAAUGAAGCUUCUCCAAUAGAUGCAAUUCUUGAGGUGGAAAACUCUUCCUUAGAGCCCGAUAUGAUGGUUGAAAAGUCACUUGUUAGGUCAUAUGAGCUUACCCCUUCUAAUGUACACAGUAGGCAUAAUAACAACGUAACUGGCAGCUCUCUUAGUGGGGAUGAAAAUAACCUGACCACAGAGACUGUGGUGAAAAUUCAGAAAGCAUUUUCUGAAUCUGGAAGUAAUCUUCAUGCAUUGAUAAAUCACAGGCGGUCAUCAUUAACUAAUGUAGGGAAAGUAAAAUUUAAUGAAACAUCUUCUAUCAAAUGUAGCCCAGAAAAAAAUCUAUUUGAAAUUAAUAAUUUCACUGUGAUAGACUCCAGUGAACACCACACUAGUAAAGAUGAAAAUGGUUUUUCAGAAAGAGACUUCUCACUACAUCAAACUCAAAAAUUGGGUAGAAAAGCCACUAUAAAAUGUUACUCAACUCAGAUGAAGAUAGAACUAGAAGACAACAUUCAUUCGAAUAUACCAAAAGAUUAUUUAAGCAAGCAGAAAUUGCCCAGUGAUGAACAAAUAAAGAAACAAGAGUCCCCAAGGGAUAUACUAAAUACUAAAUUAAAGGAGAAUGAAAAUAUGAUUGAAGAGAACUUACUGAAAUGUGCAGCUUCUAGAGAGGAUGUGGCUAGCGCCUCUUCCUCAGAGCAGAUUACGUGUAAUAGCGCAAACCUGUCAAAACCUAGGCCUGUGAGAAUUGUUAAACAGCAGUCACUGGUGGAAACAUGUGAUAAAACGGUUUCUGAACAUUUACAAAUGACAGAGCAUGGAAAGGUUUCAGACCACAUACAGUGGUUUAACAAUCUUUCUUUACAUGAACCAAAUAGGACAAAAGUUAAGUCACCUCUUAAGUUUCAGCGAAUGCCUGUCCGUCAAUCUGUCAGAAGAAUUAAUUCUUUGUUGUUGUAUGGUGGACAACCUCCAAGGCAUAAAUUAGCAAGUCUUGGUGAUGCUCCUUCUCCUCUGGUUAAAUCAGUGAGCUGUGAUAGUGCUCUUCCCUCUCGUGGAGAAUGUACGUCAAAAGAUUCCUCUAUUCCAUGUACCAGAUCAAGUCCUAAAGAACAGAAGUCUACAUCAUGCAAACAGUCGAAUGUUGAUACGAUUUCAAAAUCAAGCAUGGAGGUAACUUCUACAUCUUUCUCACAAAUGAAGAGGCACCCAAACUCUGGAAAUGCUUCUCUUGGGUCCACCAGAGUUUGUAAGCAGGAAGUGAUAUCUAAUGGCCAAAUUAAGGUUCCCUUGGAUGAUCUGACAAAUCAUGAUAUAGUAAAAUCUGUUGUAAAUAAUGAUAUGGGCUUUUCUCGUGGCAUAAAUAACAGGGUCCUUAGAAGACCUUCAGAAAAAGAGAGGGUCUGGUAUAAAGGUUCUCCAAAAAAUCCUAUUGGAAAAGCUCAACUACUACCAACAAGUAGACCUGUAGACUUGUAAUUGGUAAGUGUUAUACUACUUGUCAUUAAUGUAAAUAAAAUUAGCAGUUGGUGAUAUGACUUGCAAGGUAAUCUACAUGUUAGUUUGUAGCUCAGAAUGAUUGGUAUGUGAUCAAUUUUAAUUUCAUUGCACAAGCAACUUGAAUUCUUAAGCUUGUAUAAAUGAUGACUUUGUUUUUCUUAAUUAUGGCAAUAUUUAAACUUCUUAAUUUUAUUGUCAUCUCUCAAAGCAGAGGUUACACUUUACUUUUUUAAAGAAAUUGUUGACUGGGUUUAUAAGAAAUUAAUUUUUGAAAAUUGCAUGAAUUUUAUUUUUUAACGUGCGAUAGGAAGAAUGGAAUGAGUUGUGCCUAUUUCCUGUUACUCCUAAGUCAGAUGAGGUUUCUCUAAGAAAUGUCUAACACACAGAGAGAGAGAGAGAGAGAUAAGCCCUGCAAAUCUUAUUUCCCAAAUUCCAUUAAUGUUUACUGUCUAUAUCAAAGUCCCUAGAAAUUAAUUUGUUUCAAUAGCAUCUUAAUCCUUUAUUCCUUUUGGGUGCAGAGUAAUUAGACAUAUAUUGUCUAUAGAUGUGACAGUGUGUUCACUUGAACUAGGAAUAAUGGCUAAUGCAGAAUGACGGCUCAAGUGUGCUCAUUUAGUAUGAUGCUGCAGAAGUAACUGUGACUUUAAAGCCAUACUAUGUUUUUUAAAGUUAAUUUGCACAAGUACAUUUAUAUCUGUUUUGUCCAAUAUAGAAUUUAAAAUGUUUUAAGGGGGAGUAAUUAAGCUUGGAAGAGUUUAAUCAAAGUGAUUGCUUAUAUUCAGAUGCUUGAUUUUAGACUUUGAAAUAGUUGAUGCACCUCUGUACAUGUACCUUGGAUUUUUACACUUUGGAUUCCUACAGGAGCCUGUGAUGGUUUUGUCGUGUGUGUAAAUGUUAUUUAUUUAGCAAAGACAUUAAAGAUAACUUUCUGGAAAA